GGGGAUUUGUGCGUAAAAAAGGCUUCCGUUGCGCAUUUGUUCUGGGUGCGCAUGACAGUCAAACAUGAUGCGGUUUGGAAACUGAGGACAUUUCUCACUCUGGGAGAUUUCGUCCCUCGUGUCCCAGAAAAUGACGAGUCCUCUGGAGAAAGUGGUGGCCGAGAAGAAGGAGACCAUCGAGGCGCUGAUGGACAUGUUCGAGAAGGGCGCCGAGGUGCUGGCGAGCGCCGUGGGGGAGCUGCUUCCGCUCUGCGAGGCGGCCGCUCCGGUCCUGAAGCUGGCCUUGGACAACGUCCACAGCAAGGAGGUGUUUUACGUCAAGGAGCAGUUCCUGACGGUGAGGACCAAGCUGGACGUGCUGUCCAACCAGCUGGAGGACAUCGAGUCCGAGCUCAGGAAGGGAGACCUGGACCGCGACUACUUCACCGUGGAGGAAAACAUCCGGAACCAGUUUAGGAAGUACAUGGACAUCUUGGAGGCGAAGCCGCAGUUCAGGGAGGUGAAGAAGAAACUGUUUCUGGAUCACUUCACUAAAACCGGCGGAGAGAAGAACCUCUGUGUUCUCUACGAUGCUCUGAUGGGAACCAACACCUUCAAGGAUCCGAUUUUAGACACAGUACAGAGGUAUGUUGGGAGGAACCGGCGCCUCCUGGAGGACUUCUGCGUCCGGAUGAAGGAGCUCUUCUGCCUGGGUUUGAUUUCUCUGCUGGGCUGCUGCGCCCUCACCCAGAGUCCAGAGGAGGAGCAGGACAAGAUCCGAGAGUGGAGCACCAAAAUCGAAGAGGUAGAGUCCAAGAUGAAGGCAGCCAUCGAGUCCUGCAUAGCUGCGUUUCCAGAGCAAGCGAAACUAGACGUGCAGCGCCACCUGCAGGAGACCGAGGAGGAAAAUCUUCAGGAAGCAGCUGAGAGUCUUCUGGAGGUCCUGGUGAAAAAGUACGACUGGGUGUCCUGGUCUGUGCGGCUGAUCAAAAACUCAGGCAAAGCCUUUGAGAACCUGCGAGCCGGGAAGCACUUCCACCACGUGGCGGGACAGAACUGGUUCCAGGUUCUUCGGGGGAACGACGUCUGCCUGGUGGUGUCGUUCAGCACCGCGGCCCAGCCGGUUCCCAGCGACUGCGUGCGGCAGCUGAUGGAGGGUCCGGCCAGGAAGGGCAACGCUCCGGAGGCGGUGGAGGCGCUGGAGAAGCAGCUGUGCGGGUUCAUCGUUCACGCCAUCAGUCGCCACAAAGAGGCUGCAGCCGCCUGGAGCUUCCCGGAAGAAUGCCACUACUGGGAACGCCACAAGAACGUGGCCGUGUGUGUGCACUCGGAAUAACGCUCAAGAGCGGGCUUAAAAGAUUUAUCAUCCAUUUAAAGGGCCAGUGUUACGUAUAUUGUCUCUGUUUCUUUAAGAAGCUCUUGCUCUUCCAAACACUCCACCUUCUGUAUGUCAUCAGAACGACGUUCCUAUCAAGCGAUUAACAGCGUUUCUACCGGCGUUGCACUGAGGCGCAGCUCGUUUUAUAAGUUCAGCAGACACGCAGGUCCACCAGUGUUUGCUAACUGCUGCUGCCACUAGUCUAGAGGAGCUGAGCUGCUCUGUAUUUAGGGAAGCUCGGCUUGGAGGAACUUUGUGGAAACACUAGGAUUUCUCAAACAUGAAUAAAAGAACCAAAGCAACACAGCAGGUGUGUUUUUCAUGAGGGAGUAAAUUUAUAACAACGUAAAGCUAAAAAAGCAGAUUUUACAUAACACUGCCCCUUUAACUGCAGAAAUGAGGAAUAAAACAUCAUUAUGUAUCCCUGUAUCAGCUGAAUAUAACUGCCAGACCAUGUAUGCUGUAGCCACUUUCACAACUUUAAGACCCAAAGUACUGAGUGGAUUCUGCUCCAUUUCACAUGCUUAUUAUCAGCAGUUCAUUUAUUUAACUGCAUCCAGGUAUAACUUCUAUCACUGACGUGUUUAAUGAGCAUAACGUAGAUCCCAGAUAACUGAAGUUUUUAUCUGGGGCAUAUAAAACUCCAGUCCGGAUCACUCUCAUUUCUCUGCAGCUUCUUAACUUUGACCUCAGCCGCUUGCCGUAACGCUGCCGCCUUCAUUCAGCCCCACAGAAAGGCUCUGCUGAGUCGGCGUCUUCGUCCCAGAGCUGCAUGUUUGUUCCCCAGCAGGCUGACCUACAUGACUGACAGGGAACUGAGGCGACUUCUGUCACACUGUGUGCCUUAAGCUCCAGAAUAAAGAAACUCACAACACCCAGCCUGAGCUUUAAAGCUGCAGGAUGUAACUUUUAUAAAAAAAAAUUUUCAAAUAUUUGUUCAAAUUGUCACCAUGGUGUCACAGUUUGUUAUGAGACAGAUGAUCUGUGAAAAAAAUCAGCCUCCUCCACUUCCUACAUGAGCUACGAUUAAACAACCAAUCAGAGCCAGGAGGAGGGGCUUAACGCUGUCAAUCAUCCUCACAUACUUGCUGGUCAACGACUGACUGAGACACAACUUACAGGAAAACUGUUUAUCUGCCAUUAUCUGUGCUCACGACUACCUGUGCUAACUGUAGCGUAGCAGAGACCAAAGGGGAGAGGAAGUAGGAUGAGCAGCGCCACAUGGAGAGGUGAUUGACAGCACGAAGACCCGCCCCUCCCUCUGAUUGGUUGUUUUUAGUUUGCAGUGGGAAAAGGCAGCUUGGUUUUUUCCUGAUUUUCUGUCUCUCUCAUGCUGUUUUGACAUACUGACAGUUACAGCAAUAUGCAAAAAUAAAAAUAAAAAAAAAUGUGAAAGUUGCAUCCUGCAGCUUUAGACCUGCAGGGUUUGUUGGAAAACUCUCCAUCAGGGCACUUUUGACUAAAUCUGAAUGCUCUUUGCAUUAAUUUUCCGUUUCUGGAUGAAGACUGGAACUGCUGUCUUCUUAUGCUGCUGCUGUUGUUUCUCUUUUGAAUUUUGUUUGAAUAUGAAAGGCAGUGAAAUAUUUUCUUCUGUCUAUUAAACAUGAUUAAUAUGAAUGUUUCACUUCCUUUAUUCACAAUAAAAACUCGAGGAUGAUCAGCA
Poecilia reticulata (guppy) is the source of this 3020-nucleotide messenger RNA. Its product is annotated as protein rapunzel. Lineage: Eukaryota; Metazoa; Chordata; Actinopteri; Cyprinodontiformes; Poeciliidae. The record is from RefSeq and is a predicted model, not a curated record.